GAGGAGGAGGAGGGAAGAAGAACUUAAAGGGAAAAAAAAAAAGCACACAGAAAAACCCAAUGAAAGCACUUGUGGGGCAGCCAGCUCAGGUGGCACAGGGGGAAGACGGCUGGCAGGAGGUCUGGAGGGAUCUCGUGCAGGCCCAUUGGGCUGGGAGCAGUGCCACAGCUAAGCCACGCAGCACAAAGGAAGGUCCCCAGUUGUACAUCCACAGAGCUGCUGCUUUAGGACUGCGGCUCCCAGGAUGACCAGGGGGCUGUGGUUGCACCUUGGCCUCGCAGCAACACCCUAAACCAGAUUCCAGUUUCUCCUCUGUCUCAGCCCCAGUCCAACCCGUGGCAGCAAAAGGUGGACUUUGUCCUCACAGAAAACAGGACACCAGGUCCUUCCUUCCACAACGCUGGUAGCUGAAUGCCUCUGACCACACCAUGGCAGGUUUUUGCAGUGUUCCUCCUGAAAUCAUUGCCCCAGCUGCAAAUGAGACACUGGAGCUGGCCCUGGGAAGCCAGGUUGUGCUGAACUGCACCAUGCGCUGGGCAGUCGGUGAGCACUGUGAGCCCGACCCCAUCUGGACCAAGGAUGGGCAGUUGCUGGGCAGUGAGAGCAGACAAGACAGCACAUGGCUUGGUCAGAAUGCAUCAGAGCACCUCCUUGCCACCGUCCUGCAGGUCAACCUCACACAGGAUGCUGAUUUUGGAGUGUUUGCCUGCUGGAUCAGCAACGCCACAGCCACCUUCACCCUGCGGAGAGGGGAUGUUGCAGGGCAUGUGAAUGCAGUGCUGGCUGCCCUGUUGGUCUUGGCCCUCCUGGUGCUGCUGGCUGGGCUCUAUAUCAGAUGCCGUCUGAGCGUGCUCCUCUGGUACAGGAACCACUACGGCGAGCUGGAGAUGAAUGAUGGGAAGCUGUAUGAUGCUUAUGUGUCCCACGCCGCCUCACCAGAUGAUAGAAAGUUUGUCCACUUCAUUGUCAAGCCACAGCUGGAGAACCGCUAUGGCUACAAGCUCUACCUGGAUGAGCAGAACAUCCUGCCUAAUGCUGAGCCAUCAGCAGACCUCAUCAUGAAUGUGAGCAGGUGCCGGCGUCUCAUUGUGGUCCUCUCAGUAGCAUACCUGGAGCAGGACUGGUGCAACAGCAGCUUUAGGGAAGGGCUCUGGAGGCUGCUGGAGCUUUCCAAGAAACCCAUUUUCAUCGUCUUUGAGAGCCAGUACCGGGAGAUCUCACACCCUGCCAUCAACCUGCUGAAGCAUCACAGGAGUGCUGUCACCUUGCUGAUUUGGCGAGCAGGAUCUAUGACCCCAUCGUCAGACUUCUGGAAGGAGCUGUGCCUGGCCCUGCCACGCAAGGUGGCUUUCCGGGGGACUAUGGGGGACCCACAGACCCAGCUCCAAGAGGACAAGGACCCCAUGCUCAUCCUGCACAGCAGCUACUUGGACAGCCGGGGAGACCCCCACCCAGAUGGAGACCUGGGUACAGGCCUCCGUGGAUAUGCUUUCAGAAGUCCCCUUCCUCCCCGCAUCAGUGGUCCUGGGGGGCCCACAGCUUUGUCUUCUGGCACACUGGAGGACACACAGCUGAAGGACAACCACAGAUCUGAGAUUGAUGUCUCCGACCUGGGCUCACGUAACUAUGGUGCCCGCACAGACUUCUACUGCCUGGUGACAGAGGAUGACAUCUGAACACAGCCACAGCCAAGCUGCUGAACUUCAGCAUCCUCACACUGUGGGAUUGCAUAGACGCUGGUCAUGGUUCCAGGAUCCCAGGCACAGUGAAGAAAUGAAGCUGGAAGGAGAGGAGCUGGCUCCUAGUAACAUGCUCCAUGGUGGAAAGCCAUCACGGGGGAACACUCCUGUUCACAGUACCUGGGCACCCUUGAGUGGUAGGUCCUCCUCCCUCACCCUGGGCAGAAGGGACAUUUUUCCUGCCUGAUGGACAAGCGUUGGGAUUGGUGAUGCCCUUGGAGAAGCAGCACACACCCACAUCCCUUUGCACCUCCUUCCCCUACCCUAGUUGCUUGAGGCAGCAGUCACCCUCUCCCCCGCAGAAACCCUGGUGGCAAUAAAAUGCUGCUGUUCCA
This is a messenger RNA of Coturnix japonica (Japanese quail), 2074 nucleotides long. RefSeq names its product single Ig and TIR domain containing (gene SIGIRR). Lineage: Eukaryota; Metazoa; Chordata; Aves; Galliformes; Phasianidae. The record is from RefSeq and is a predicted model, not a curated record. Gene Ontology annotation, biological process: signal transduction.